AUGGACGUGAACGACAGUGAGAGCAUCUGCAUGAACGAGUUCUUUGCCGCCACGUUGGGGCUGAACCGCAUGAUCAAGGAGGAGAACCUCCACCAGGCCUUCCAGUACUUUGAUAAGGAUGGCAGCGGCUUCAUCACACGCGAUGAGCUCACUCAGGUGUGUGAGGAGUUUGGCAUCGGACCGGAGAACGUGGAGGAGAUGAUGCAGGAGGUGGACGUGAACAAGGACGACCGAAUAGACUACAACGAGUUUGUGACGAUGAUGCACCGCCACAGCGUGCCGGACCACAUCAAGAGCAGCAGCAUCGGCAAGGACAAGCUCGCCCUCCUCAAAGUGCAGAGCUCACUUGAACGAGUCCGCCGCUCCCCCACCAUCUAG
This is a messenger RNA of Closterium sp. NIES-65, 378 nucleotides long. NCBI's taxonomy places the organism in Eukaryota, Viridiplantae, Streptophyta, Zygnematophyceae, Desmidiales, Closteriaceae. The record is from the annotation of a GenBank genome assembly.